UAUGAUUUAUUUUUUUGGAUUCCACUUCGCGAAACACACUCUGUACAGCGAUGGAACUUGGAGCAUCUUUGUUCUAUCUCGAUCCAAUCGAAGGUUGAAGGCCACGUUAAAAUUUCUGCUCCAAUAAACAGAAGGAUGACUUUGUAUUUCUCUGCUUUCUGUUAGACAAAUCUCUAUUUGCACUUCCGGGGGGUGCUCAUUACAGGAAUUUUUAUUUUGAGAUGAUUACUCACGAGCAAGAUCCUGAUGUUGUUCGAUGGGGCCUUGAACUCUUUGAUGGAGACCCAUUUUCUAAUUACGGAUAUUGUGGAAACGUUUCUCAUCAUGAGAUACAAUACUAUCAAGGACAAUGUUUUGAUGUAGAUAAUUAUGACAAGGCAUGCAACAUAGAAAGUAAUGAGCUUAUUGCUCAAACCCUCCAAGAACUCUCACAGCUUGCGAUCACAGAGCCUGUAUCCUUUGUUGAAGGGUUAGAAAAUUUACAACUUUCCGCGUGUCCGCAAGAUUGGCUUAGUCUAUCCAUAAAUAGCUAUAGUUCAGAGCAUAAUAAUGAUCUGGAAGAGGAAGAUGAUAGUUCAUGUACUAUCCCUGACGAGACAUCCUACAGUGGGGAUGACUGGUCAUAUUCUUUAGAGCUGACUGAUGAGUAUGCCCUUGAUGGAGAAGUGGGAAAAAGAUUGAAUCAGAUGGUCUCAAUUCCUCACGUUCCAAGAAUUAAUGGAGAAAUUCCUUCUGUUGAUGAAGAAGCUUUAGAUCAUCAAAGGCUAUUGGACAGACUGCAGCUAUAUGAUUUGAUCGAGAUGAAAGUGCAAGGAGAUGGUAACUGCCAGUUUCGUGCCCUGUCGGAUCAAAUUUAUCGAACUCCUGAGCACCAUAAUUUUGUGAGGGAGCAAGUUGUUAAUCAGCUAAAGUCAUAUCCAGAGAUAUAUGAAGGAUAUGUUCCCAUGGCCUACACUGACUAUCUGGAGAAAAUGUCGAAGAGUGGAGAAUGGGGCGAUCAUGUCACUCUGCAGGCUGCUGCAGAUACGUAUGGUGUUAAAAUUUUCAUGAUUACAUCAUUCAAAGAUACCUGCUACAUCGAGAUCCUUCCUAAUAUUGAAAGGUCCAAAAGAGUUAUUUGCUUGAGCUUUUGGGCAGAAGUGCACUAUAACUCAAUAUAUCCUGAAGGAGAUGUACCCAUGUUUGAGACGAGGAACAAUAGAUGGUGGAUGCUUCAAAACGAGCAUCUGGAAUGACGGAACAAUUAGCAAUUUUCAAUAUUGCUAAUCACAGAAAGUUGUAUGGAUACAUCAAUCCUAAUUGGAUCCGUAAGAGUUCAGCAUCUAAUUGCUCUUACUCGCUAGGUUUCUUUCCCCUGUGGGAAAAAUUAUGUGAAAUACAGAAAUGCCGUCAUGCUUUUUGAUUAAUGUGUGCAUCUCUAACAUUUGCCUGGAAUAUUUUGUUUUCCCCCUCAUUUUUUGGGGCUCUAGUAACUUCAAUUGUAAUCUCGCACUUUGUUUUCAAGUGCUUUGAGUAAAUGCUAAUUAUGUUAUGCUAUUUUCUGCUUCCAAUUUGCUCCAAGUUUCCGUUCA
Molecule: messenger RNA, 1571 nt
Organism: Cucurbita moschata (crookneck pumpkin)
Lineage: Eukaryota; Viridiplantae; Streptophyta; Magnoliopsida; Cucurbitales; Cucurbitaceae
Product: OTU domain-containing protein DDB_G0284757-like
Exons: 12
Coding region: 222-1235 (337 amino acids)
Biological process (GO): protein deubiquitination
Molecular function (GO): cysteine-type deubiquitinase activity
Source: RefSeq, a predicted model, not a curated record